Messenger RNA from Venturia canescens, 839 nucleotides. Its product is annotated as odorant receptor 49a-like. Gene Ontology annotation, molecular function: odorant binding; olfactory receptor activity. Gene Ontology annotation, cellular component: plasma membrane. The transcript has 5 exons. The record is from RefSeq and is a predicted model, not a curated record. Gene Ontology annotation, biological process: detection of chemical stimulus involved in sensory perception of smell; sensory perception of smell. NCBI's taxonomy places the organism in Eukaryota, Metazoa, Arthropoda, Insecta, Hymenoptera, Ichneumonidae.
AUGUGCCCAUUCUUUUAAUACAUCUAUCGAAGAUCGACAGCUUUUCAAAACGAAACGGUGCCUUUUAUUCUGGCCUAUCGAGUGCAUCUUUUCUUCGAAGUUAACGACACCACAACCUUUUAUCUCGUGUGGAUAUACCAAGCUCCUGUUUUAUACAUGAGCAUAUGGCACACGGCAGCCAUCGGCUUCCUAUUUUCUCUGGUACUUCACGUUUGCGGCCAAUUAUCGGUCCUCUCGUUCAAAAUAAGAAAUCUUAAUUUGGACGAUCGGGGAAACAAUGAAGCUUUCAGAUCAAUCUUCCAGGAUAUAGUUGUAAGGCAUCGCAAAAUUCUUGAAUUAGCGAGGGAUAUAAACCAUGUGUUCGGGUUGAUUCUCCUGGAAGAACUUUUCUUGUCCACUAUUCUCAUCGGAUUAACCUGUUACGCUGUCUUAGUGAGCAUCGACACUGCUGACAGCGCGCAGGUUUUCUCAUUUUUACUUUACGGUUCAACGAUGCUCUUACUGGUUUAUGGCUAUUGCGCUGCUGGUGAAUAUCUCGUAACCGAAAGUACGAAUCUGUACACGGCGUAUUAUCAAUGCUUAUGGUACGACAUGCCAGAUUCCUUCAAAAAACAAUUGAUCAUUUGUAUGAUCGGUGCGAGCAAACCGAUACAACUGACAGCGGGUGGUGUCUACAUUUUCUCGUUGUUCAACUUCAUGAGUAUCGUCAAAACGGCAGCAGGUUACAUAUCUAUGUUACGAAAGAUGAUUUAGAACUUGGUUUUCGUAUGGUGCGAUCUCGAACGAUGUCGAAGAAAAAAACUAUUGUUGACAAAUAAAAUAAUCUUUGAAUAACCUGA